Nicotiana attenuata is the source of this 1140-nucleotide messenger RNA. RefSeq lists its product as uncharacterized. The record is from RefSeq and is a predicted model, not a curated record. The coding region runs from base 1 to 1140 and encodes 379 amino acids. The transcript has 3 exons. NCBI's taxonomy places the organism in Eukaryota, Viridiplantae, Streptophyta, Magnoliopsida, Solanales, Solanaceae.
AUGCUUCGUGACCAAAUGAAAGAACACCAGGAAAGGGUUGACAAAAUACCCGGCGCCCCUAAGCUGCUGCCAAAGCGCGAUGUGGGAAGAUUUGUCGAGCAACCGUACAGUGAGGAAGCUGCUCCCCACCCUAUCCCGAAAACCUUCAAAAUGCCACCAUACUUGAAAAUAUACGACGGGACCACGGAUCCAGAAGAUCACCUGAUUCAUUAUGUCACCGCGGUAAAAGGCAACGACUUGUCAAAAGAACAAGUGCCAUCCGUGCUGUUGAAAAAGUUCGGUGAAACUUUGACAGUAGGAGCAUUAACAUGGUAUUCUCAGCUACCAGCACGGUCGAUAUCAACAUUCGAGGAGAUGGCAGAUAAAUUCGCUACCGCUCACGCAGGAGCAAAGAAGGCUGAAGCUAGGGUCAACGACAUCUUCGCCAUCAGGCAAAUGGCGGGCGAAGGACUUCGGGACUUCCUGGCCUGGUUUAACAGGGUAAGAAUGGGACUGCCGAAUGUAUCGGAAGGAAUGGCGGUCGCAGCCUUCCAGAACGGGCUAAGCAAAAGCGGGUCGAAGGCGACCAAGAAGUUACUCAACAGACUCAUGAAGUACCCUCCCACCACAUGGGAGGAGAUCCAUAAUGCCUACUGCGCCGAAGUAAGAGCAGAUGAAGACGAUCUCAACGGUCCAACCCAGCGACUAACGUCAGUACAGUCCGAGAUAAGGAGAGAUCGACGCAACGACGGACGAAGGGAUCAGCUCCUACGCUUCAACAGAGAAAGGCAUCAUCCCUAUGAAAGAGGACACAAGACCGAAGACUGCAUAGGUUUACGACAGGAGGUGGUUAGAAUGCUGAACCCGGGAUACCUGAAAGAACUGCUCAGCGAUAAAGGAAAGGCUAACUUCGCCAGAGGGCGUGACCCAUCUCAAGGACCACCCAGGCCACCGUCACCGGCACGUACCAUACAAAUGAUUAUCGGUGGUGGCAACGACUCAGUUAUCAACCACGUAAAGUCCACCACCACGCAUAAGCUGAAGCGUACAAUCACUCACGAACGUACAGCGGACAUCUGGAGAAAUAACACUGCCGAUCCUGGCUGGGGGAGUCACGCUGGAAACUAUAUUCCACGUCAUGGACCAGGAAAUCGCUUAUAA